Messenger RNA from Ostrinia nubilalis (European corn borer), 3407 nucleotides. RefSeq names its product probable 3',5'-cyclic phosphodiesterase pde-5. Gene Ontology annotation, molecular function: 3',5'-cGMP-stimulated cyclic-nucleotide phosphodiesterase activity; protein binding. The transcript is spliced from 15 exons. Gene Ontology annotation, biological process: negative regulation of receptor guanylyl cyclase signaling pathway; signal transduction. Bases 192 to 3113 code for a protein of 973 amino acids. Lineage: Eukaryota; Metazoa; Arthropoda; Insecta; Lepidoptera; Crambidae. The record is from RefSeq and is a predicted model, not a curated record.
GUAGUGUUCCGGACGUUCCAUACCUGUGACAAAUUAUUAAGUUAAAGUACAAAUAAUUGCAAAUAAUACAAUGCGUUUGAUUAAGAUGGACAGUGGAUAUUAGGAGCUUCUUGAGAAAUUACUGUAGUAGCUCGCUUUUAUUUGGGGGUAGACUCCUAGCGUCGACAAGCGAGGCGUGAGCUCAAUUCAUAAUGCAAUCAAGUAGAAAUCGUGCGCCGGGCUACCGUUCUCCAAGACUGUUGCCACCUAUACCGAAUGGUUCUGGAGAAAGUUCCUCAGAAGCUUAUCUAAAGCCGUGUUUGGGAGAACAAAAGAUGUGGUCCAAAUACCACAGCGGAUGUGUCGACAAAAGUCCGACACGAUUUGACUGUGUUCCUGGAAAGUCACAGAAGAAGAAAACUCCGUCUUUAAUAGCUGAUCGCAUCACCAGACGAUUUAAAUUUAUCAGAGAUGCAGACAGCCGGGAAGUUUUGAACUAUUUGGACCGCAACAGGGACUUUCUAGAAACCUACGUACUUGAGUCUGUGCCUAUAGAGGAGAUGGAGCGAUGGUUCUUUAGGAAAAUUAAACAAAAUUUCAUUGAUGAUGACACACCAAGGUAUGAGAGCAGAACAAAGAUGAAUCAUAAAAGUGCAUCUACAAUGCCAACUUUUGUAAGUCUGGUGAAGGAUCUACAAAAUGAAUUAAGUGAACACACAGUGCUAUGGGAACUUGCUAAAACCAUUGCCUUGUCAGUUGGUGUGGAUGCGUACAUAAUUUACAAGCUUUAUCCCGAUCAUCCUACAUUCGUACAGUGUUUUGUAGCUGAUGACAAAAGUAAUACAUCUACACUGACACUGGAUCGAGUUGACCUUGAUCAGGUAACGCUAGUUUUGGAAGCUGCCAAGAAAAUGACCUCAUUAAGAGUGUCACGGCAUGAAGAUCCAGCCAGAUUUCCAAAAACACCUCGAGCUAUUUUCGAAACUUUAAAGGAUAUGGAUACAUCUAUAGAAGCAAACCACAUUUUAUAUCAGCCCAUUUUAAUUUCGAACGGCAAGACGGGUUAUGUUAUUGAAAUGUGGAGAGUCCAUGAUAGGUUUAGGGAACCAGAUGAACAAGUAAGCUCCAGCUUCAUGCUUUGGGGUAGUUUGGCGCUCCACUACUGCAAUAUGUAUCUUGACAAAAAGAGAGAGCGGAAUAUGUCAGACUUUUUACUGGACGUGGUUAAGGCAAUAUUCGAGGAAAUGGUGUCAUUAGACCAGCUGAUUAAAAGAAUCUUAGAGUUUGCACAGCGCCUGGUCAACGCCGAUAGAGCAUCCUUGUUCCUGGUCGACUACAGAAACUUCGAACUAGUCUCCACAGUGUUUGAUCUGAAAUUUGAGCCAGGCCACGAAAGAGAUUUGGAAAAGAAAGAAAUUAGAAUGCCAAUAAAUAGAGGAAUCGCUGGGCAUGUUGCACUGUCCGGUGAGACUAUGAACAUCCCUGAUGCUUAUUCAGAUUACAGGUUCAAUAGGGAAGUCGAUGAAGCUACAGGAUAUAAAACUAUCAGUAUUUUGUGUAUGCCAAUUAAAGUAGAAGGGAAAGUAAUUGGGGUAGUCCAAAUGGUCAACAAAAGAAAUGAAGACAACUUCGACCGUGAGGAUGAAGUUUCUUUUGAGAUUUUUUCGUCAUUUUUUGGCUUAGCUUUACACCAUGCCCGCUUAUACGACAGAAUAAUGAGGAAAGAGCAAAAAUACAGAGUUGCAUUAGAAGUUUUGAGUUACCAUAACACUUGUAGGGAAUAUGAGGUACAAAGGAUGCUUGAAAAUUCAGAAGAUAUUGAAGUAAAACUGAAUGAUUUUGCUUUAGAUCCAUAUAAGUUAAAUGAGUAUCAAAAAUGUAGAUGUGUAAUAAAAAUGUUUGAUGAUCUCUUUGAGUUAUCUAAAUUUGAUUUGUUGACUCUGACAAGAUUUGUUCUUACUGUAAAGAAAAAUUACCGUACUGUACCAUAUCAUAACUUUGACCAUGGUUGGUCGGUUGCACAUGCGAUGUAUGUUAUUUUAAAGAAUGACAAAGAACAAAGAUUUGAUUAUAUAAGGAGGCUAGCGCUUUUUGUAUCUAGUUUGUGUCACGAUCUAGACCAUCGUGGCUACACUAACAAGUACAUGAGCGAGACUGCAUCCCCUCUUGCAGCCAUGUAUACCACGUCUACUCUAGAGCAUCAUCAUUUUAAUAUCACUGUGACGAUAUUGCAGCAGGACGGUCAUAAUAUUUUCGCCCACAUUUCAAGUGAAGAGUACAAAGAAAUUUUAGGCUAUAUUCGUCAAGCUAUCCUGGCAACUGAUCUCGCAGCCUUCUUCCCAAAUUUAGAAAAAAUUAAAGAACUACACAAUGAUAGUAGCACUCAGAAAUUUAAUUGGGAGGUUUCAAGUCACAUAGAUUUAGCUAUGGCUAUAUCAAUGACCGCAGCUGAUUUGUCAGCCUCAGCAAAGCCUUGGGAGGUUCAAAUAAAAACUGUUAAAGUCAUAUUUGAAGAAUUCUAUGAUCAAGGUGAUAAAGAGCGGGCUAUUGGGAAAACACCUAUUCCUAUGAUGGAUCGAAACAAACCAGAGGAGCAGCCAGCCAGUCAGGUGGGUUUCUUGAGCCAAAUAUGCAUACCGUGUUAUGCUAUGCUGCACAAAAUACUUCCAAAUACAGUAGCAAUGUACAAAAUGGCAAAUAAAAAUCUUGAAAGAUGGAAGUUCAGGGCUGAGAGAAUUCUGAACAGUAUUGAGUCUGACUCUAUUGAACAUUUUGAUGAUGAUGAUGAUGAUCAUUUAUUACAAACCGUCGAUGAGAUUGGAGACGAUGAUAUCAAGCAUAUUGUAAAGACCGAUGAAGAAGAAACUAAAAGUUUGGUCGAUGUUACUUUAGUCGAUAAAGAUGUGGAAGAAAUAAUAAGAAAACCUCCACUAGAAAACAGUCAGUCUGUGGACACAUUUUCAUGGGAAGAAGAAGAAUCGAUUAAAAAUGCUAUAACAGAAAAUACUGUCUUUUGGAGAGAUGGUGAUGGAGUAGCGUGGAUUGACGAGGAAGGAGUAGUCGUCAAAUCCAACGCUUUAAAAGGGGUUGUUACCAACGUGUGUGAAAGUGAGGUAAAUAGCACAAAACUAUAAGAACUUACAAAAUUGUUAGCGACUUAAUGGAUGUUUCUAGAGUGUAGAUGAGUAUUAUUGUCUAUUUGUAAUUGUAAAAAAUAAAGCCGAUUAUGUAAUAAACAUGUAUUCAGAAAUUGAAAAUCUUACAAAUUUAACAUCGUUGUGACUGUUUAUUCUGUUACAGCAUUACAACUAGGUUGCAUUUUCAGUUUUGACUGGCAUACAUUUUAAAUUUUAAUAAAGCGUCUUUAGGCAGUUCUUGUUCACCCCAACGAGUAAAAUGCUUAAAAUCGUUAUGUUGUGCUAUGUACA